UAUCGCAUUCGGAUAGGCUAUCUAUGGUGUGCCCAUACCGUCCUCCUCCACCGCAGCAGCCAGCGACGCGUCCACUGCGGCUGCUCAACAUGGCGGCCUCUAUCGUACCGAUAUGUUCAUCCUCAUUAUGCAGCCGUGUCUUCCAACCCUGUUGUCGAACCAGAUUCAGGACUUACAGAAAUAGUGGGAUCCAGCGGAGGCAUUUUCAUUCCACAGACGCCAGUUACGCUGCUACAGUAAUCUCAGGAACUGAGCUGGCCCGACAGAUUCACAAAGAGAUACAACGCGACGUGGAAGAGUUGGUUUCUCAAGGCAAUAAGCGACCGCAUCUGAGUGUCAUUCGAGUGGGAAAUGACCCUGCCAGCCGAUCCUACGUCAGGAACAAAACCAAAGCCGCUGCAGCGCUGGGGAUCUUCAGUGAGACACUCGUAAGGCCCGCCUCCGUGUCACAGGAGGAGCUCCUGCAGAUGAUUGACACCCUGAACCGUGACUGGAGAGUGAGCGGCCUGUUAGUACAACUUCCUCUUCCAGGGCACAUAAACGAGCGGGCGGUGUGCAACGCCAUUGCUCCAGAGAAGGACGUGGACGGGUUCCACAUCGUCAACAUCGGGAAACUGUGCCUUGACCAAAGAUCCAUGGUGCCUGCCACACCUGCGGCCGUGUGGGAAAUCAUCAGGAGGACAGUGUGUUUCUGUCUCUCAGGCAUCGAGACGGUGGGGAGGAAUGUGCUUGUUGCCGGGCGCUCCAAGAAUGUUGGGAUGCCCAUUGCUAUGCUGCUACACACGGACAGGCGACAUGAACGCCCAGGGGGUGAUGCCACAGUAACCAUCGCUCACAGGUGUACUCCCAAGGAGCAACUGAAGGAGCUCACCUGCCUCGCCGAUAUCAUCAUUGCUGCCGCAGGGGUCCCCAACUUGAUAACGGCAGACAUGGUGAAGCCCGGAGCUGCUGUCAUUGACGUGGGGAUCAGCCGUGUCCAGGACCAGACCGGGAAAGUUCGGCUCAUUGGGGAUGUUGACUUCGAGGAGGUGAAAAUGAAGGCGGGAUUUAUCACUCCAGUGCCAGGAGGGGUGGGGCCUAUGACUGUCGCCAUGGUAAUGAAGAACACAGUGACUGCAGCCAGAAAUGCACUCACGCACUGAGAGCACACGCAAACACGCGCAAACGCACACAUAAACACAGGAAGGCAGGUGUACCCACGCAAAAAAGCGCAAAAACACAAACAUGGGUACGAACACAACUGCACAUGCUUCAACACUAGCGGUGCACCUGUCAGUCAUAUUUCAAAGCCACACCCAUAUUGAACCCGCAGAAUUCUGACCAACAGCAUCAGCCCUCAUGAUUGCAAAUUGAGCUGUUGACCCAUUUAAUUAAGAAAAUAUGUUUUAUUUAUAUUUUAUACAUUUUUUAAAUAAGUGUUUUUCUUUUCUUAACUUAUUUUUACAGAUUGUUAAUUUCAUUACUGUUUGAGUAGAGCAGAUGUAUCGUGUAAUAGAGCUGUGCUGUAAGACACCAGUAUUAAAGGGUGUCAGGGCAGUUCUCCCAACACUGGUACUCUCUGUACACUGGUUUAAACCUUAAAAGGGUUUUCAGCCCGCAGCUGCAGUAAGUAAAUGUUUAAAAUGUCCAGUCGUAAUCCCCAGACUGUUUGUGCCAACACAAACAGAGCUGGAGCAGUCCCUGUUUGUCCCUGCCCAAUUAGAACGCAUCGUUUAGAGACUGCAUUCGGCCUUGUCCAAUCAGAAGACCAUAAGUGCAUACACACACACACGCACUUGUCGACACGCACACACAAUUUUUAGUUUUAUUUAUUUAUUUAUUUAUUUGUUAUUUACUUGUUUUUUUAUUUAUUUGGUACUUAAUUACAUUUUGUAGAUUUGCAUUUUUCUAAUGUAAUAUUGUUUAGUUUUGAUUCUAAAUUCUGCUGUAACUCCAGGCCAUUGUGGACGUGAGCAAACCAUUGUUCUGUAAUAAAUGAAAUAAAGUAUCUGUUUAGCAUCUCAA
Anguilla rostrata (American eel) is the source of this 2004-nucleotide messenger RNA. Its product is annotated as bifunctional methylenetetrahydrofolate dehydrogenase/cyclohydrolase, mitochondrial-like. Gene Ontology annotation, molecular function: methylenetetrahydrofolate dehydrogenase (NADP+) activity; methylenetetrahydrofolate dehydrogenase (NAD+) activity; methenyltetrahydrofolate cyclohydrolase activity. The coding region runs from base 24 to 1142 and encodes 372 amino acids. NCBI's taxonomy places the organism in Eukaryota, Metazoa, Chordata, Actinopteri, Anguilliformes, Anguillidae. The transcript is spliced from 8 exons. Gene Ontology annotation, cellular component: mitochondrion. The record is from RefSeq and is a predicted model, not a curated record. Gene Ontology annotation, biological process: tetrahydrofolate interconversion.